AUGCCGUGGCCAUGCAGCCCAGCCGCAGCCCCGCGGGCGCACGAGCAGAAGCCGGUGGACGGAGCCGCAGCCCCGUUGGGCGCCUACGACCUCAGAUCGUGGCGCCGCCUCUUCCUCACACGCCUCGACGUGCCAGGUGAAUCUACAUUCCCCGACGAUGUCGCCGCCGACGAGGACGGCAACGCCUACGUAACCGACGCCAAGGGAAGCAAGAUCUGGAAGGUCAGCCCGGACGGCGUGCUGCUCGGCGUCAUCAAGAACGCCACGUUCAUGCAGCGACCGGGGCUGCGGCACAACUUGGUCGGCCUCAACGGCAUCAUAUACCACCCUAACGGCUACCUUCUCGUCGUCCACACCUCCGGCGGCGACCUUUUCAAGGUCGCCCCGAAGACAGAGAGCGUGCGCGUCGUCAAGGUGCAGGGGUCGCUGAGGCAAGGGGACGGACUUGAGCUGCUCUCCCCGACGCGGCUGGUUGACGCCGGCAUGCCGAAUUGGCUGGUGGAGAGCUCCGACGACUGGGAGACCGCGAGCGUCACCGCGCAGUACGUGGGGCCCAUCCACCGGGUCGGGUCGUCGACCACGGUAAAGGACGGGGACGUGUACAUCAACCACAUUCUCGGGUUCGGGCUCGGCAAGAAGAAGACGCACGUCCUUGCGAGGGCGGUGUUCUCGCCGUUGGCCGCAGCGAGUUGA
This is a messenger RNA of Miscanthus lutarioriparius, 693 nucleotides long. Lineage: Eukaryota; Viridiplantae; Streptophyta; Magnoliopsida; Poales; Poaceae. The record is from the annotation of a GenBank genome assembly.